Molecule: messenger RNA, 753 nt
Organism: Closterium sp. Naga37s-1
Lineage: Eukaryota; Viridiplantae; Streptophyta; Zygnematophyceae; Desmidiales; Closteriaceae
Source: the annotation of a GenBank genome assembly
AUGCGAACGUUAGCGUGGAGAUGGGCGGCCGCAGCUUCUUUCCCUGCCCUUCACCUACCUUCUCAUCCCUCUCCACCCCUCCAACCCACCAGAGCGGCAGCAGGCAAUGCGAACGUUAGCGUGGAGAUGGGCGGCCGCAAUUUUGGAUUCGCGAGCGGCGUGGCGCCGCGGGCGCGCAUCGCCAUGUACAAGGCGCUGUGGUGGGUGAAGGAUUUCGGCGCAGCGGCCGGCACCAACUCCGACCUUCGAGCCGCCGUUGAUGCCGCUGUGGCGGACGGUGUGGAUGUGCUCUCGCUUUCUUUGGGGGAUUCGGUGCGCGAGUAUUUCUCACACAUUCACUACAUGAAUGCGGCUAAGGCGGGUGUGUUUGUGGCACUGGUAGCAGGCAACUCGGGGCCUCCCUCUCCUACGCAUGAUUUGGGGACGCUCGAAAACGUUGCUCCGUGGUACCUGACGGUGGGAGCAACCACCAUUGGUCGACACGGUGUGGCAAAGCUGAUCCUGGGGCACGGUGUGGCAAAGCUGAUCCUGGGCACCAUUGGUCGGCAGUUCCUUGCAAAGCUGAUCCUGGGGAAUGGGGAGGAGGUGAGGGGAGUGAGCUUCGGAGGCACCGCCGCACAGACGGUCAAUAAAGUGCUCCUGCCGGCUUCCGCUGCUGUCCGAGCAGGCGCGUCUGCUGCUGAUGCUGAUGUGUGUGACUUUACUGCCAUCGACCAAAGCCAAUUGGCUGGGAAAAUGAUAGUGUGCACAUAA